Molecule: messenger RNA, 1104 nt
Organism: Peromyscus californicus insignis
Lineage: Eukaryota; Metazoa; Chordata; Mammalia; Rodentia; Cricetidae
Product: olfactory receptor 14A2-like
Exons: 1
Coding region: 1-942 (313 amino acids)
Biological process (GO): G protein-coupled receptor signaling pathway
Cellular component (GO): membrane
Molecular function (GO): olfactory receptor activity; G protein-coupled receptor activity; odorant binding
Source: RefSeq, a predicted model, not a curated record
AUGUCCAAUGUCACUGCAAUAACUGGAUUCAUCCUUAUGGGGUUCUCUGACAUCCAGGAGCUGCAGACUUUAUGUGGAGUGCUCUUCCUAGUGAUGUACAUGGCAGUUGUAAUAAGCAAUCUCAUCAUCAUUGCUCUUAUCACCAUUGACCUGCAGCUUCAAACACCCAUGUACUUCUUCUUGAAGAAUUUGUCCUUGUUGGAUGUCUUCUUUGUGUCUGUUCCCAUUCCAAAUUUCUUUGUCAAUAGCCUAACUCACAACAAUUCCAUUUCCAUUCUUGGUUGUGUCUUCCAGGUAUUUUUAAUGACUUCAUUUGCAGCAGGAGAAGUAUUUGUCCUGACUGCCAUGUCCUAUGACCGCUAUGUUGCCAUUUGCAGUCCUCUGCACUACGAUGUCAUUAUGAAUGGUGGUGCCUGUGUUCUUAUGGUGGGUGUUUCCUGGGCUACUGGGGCACUCUUUGGAGCCAUAUAUACAGCUGGCACAUUUUCCAUGCCUUUCUGUGGCUCCAAUGUGAUCCCACAGUUUUUCUGUGCUGUUUCCUCAUUGCUAAGGAUUUCAUGCCCUCAAACACUUUUGGGCAUUUAUAUGAGUCUUGGAAUUGGUGUGUGUCUAGGCAUAUCCUGCUUUAUUUGUGUAGUGAUCUCUUACUUUUACAUAUUCUCCACUGUGCUUAAGAUUCCUACUACUAAAGGUCAGUCCAAAGCAUUUUCCACAUGCAUCCCCCACCUCACUGUUUUCACUAUUUUCAUAGCUACUGCUUGCUUUGUCUAUCUGAUGCCUCCCUCAGAUGUACCAUCAAUCACAGACAGGCUCUUUUCUGUGCUCUACACUGUGCUGCCUCCAGCACUGAAUCCUUUGAUCUAUAGCCUGAGGAACAGUGAUGUCAAGUGUGCUCUGAGUAGGUUGCAGCAAAAUCUCUGCCCAAGGGGUUCACUUCAUUGAAAACUUCAAAGUAUUUUUCAGUGGUAUAGCACCUCACAAGUUACAAGCAAGAUUUGUAAUUUUUGACUUUAGAAAGACAAUUAUAGGAAUUCAUAUUUUGAUUGAGUAAAUAAUAACUCAGAACAGGGCUGAUAUUAUAUAAGAUCAGAAAAUUAGAUUACU